This is a messenger RNA of Symbiodinium necroappetens, 236 nucleotides long. Lineage: Eukaryota; Dinophyceae; Suessiales; Symbiodiniaceae. The record is from the annotation of a GenBank genome assembly.
AUGCAGUCGCGUUGCCACUCCGAAGCCAAGCCCCGGAUCUCGAGUUCGAGGCAACAGCCGCAGAGGCCCCAGAGCCGCAGGCGUCGCAGCCGUCGGAGCCAUCCCAGGCCGAGGCCAAGCCCAAAAGCGCGCAGCAGCCACCAUCGCAACCGGAAGCCGUGGAGGAGGCAUUGGAGGCUCGUGACUACACCCAGGUUCCCAAGCAGUUGGAUGAGCAAUUCGAGAAGCUCGACCCC